UGCAAAUAGCGUCUAUUAGUUACCUUAAUCUAAUGGUUUAGGUGUUUGGCUGUGCUUCUGUUGAGAAUGUAUCUAUUGGUUGAUCAAGUUGUUUUCAUGGAAAGCCAGCGACAACAAUCCAUUUUCACCAUCUAUCUGUGUUCAAAAGCUCCUUGCUGCUGUAGUUGUAACUCGGUAUGUCUGAACUAUCAGACAUGGCACUUCACCUUCUGCUGACGAUCAAACGAUAUCGUCAUCUUUUGUUUCACAGGUUCUGCAUGGAUGGUUCUCACACGUUCUUUUGUCGAGUACUUAAUCUGGGGUUGGGAUAAUCUACCGAGAACGUUGCUCAUGUAUUAUGCAAACUUUGUGUCCUCUCCUGAAGGCUACUUCCACACGGUAAUAUGCAAUGCUCCGGAGUAUGCUCGAACGGCUAUCAAUCACGACCUGCACUACAUUGCUUGGGAUACGCCUCCAAAGCAGCAUCCACAUAUACUUACCCUCAACGACACCGAAAACAUGAUUGCGAGUGGUGCUGCCUUUGCCAGGAAGUUUCAGCACAAUGACCCUGCCCUAGAUAAGAUUGACAACGAUUUACUUGGCAGGAAGGUUGGGGCGUUUACUCCUGGAGGGUGGUGUUCCAAUAGCCCCGACUGUACUGAAGUUGGGGACUUGAACAAAGUCCAGCCAGGUCCAGGCGCGGACCGGCUCAAACAUCUCAUAGCUAGGGUAGCUUUAAUGGCCAAGCGCGGAGAAGAUCAGUGUAAAUAGAUUUUGCAAGAAGGAUUAUCGCUUGCAUGCUGAUACAAGGAAACAAAUUUAAAGGGUAAGACGGGGGGUUGAUUCUCAGUCUACAGACCCAGAUAUAUAGCUCAUUGAGAAACUGAAUGUAAGAAAAAAUGAAUUUUUAGUUUUUGUUGUUAACUCGUUAUGAUGCUGGAGUUGCUGCUGCAGCUAUAGGGCUCAUUGUUACCAGAGUUGUAAGGUGAGCAGCUAGUUGUUGUUGUCAUUGUCAACAGAGAUAGAAUAUUUAUCUGUUUGAGCCGGCUUUAGAUACAGGAUUAUAGAAUGGAAGAAGAAUAACUUUCUUUUUUCUCUUUUUGUAGGUUCUCCAUCAUUUUAUAGAGUUGUUUUUUUUUCUUUUCCUUCCAGAUUUUGUUCUUCUAACAGUUGCUUUUUGUGUACCCUUUCAACCUUCUUUCCCCAAUAUGUCUGAACUAUUUUCCAAUAAUUGGAUCAUGCCUUGCUUUACCUUGCAGUAGUAGUUGACUCUGUUUCUGUGGAAGCUAGCUAGCCUAGUAUGAAUGACACCAUUAUUCAACACGUUAAGGAACAGGGUGUGAAGAAAUGUCAAAGAUUUUGCUGCAAAUCGUACCUGUUGUUACUUUUUGGCUUUCAUGCUGCGAGUGAGACAGAAAGAACAGCUGCAAUGCAAAACAGGGAGCAUGCAUGGGGGCCUGCCUUGCCUUCCCAUAUUUGGUGACUAGGAACAGGAUAUGCAGUGUCAGAUUUUAUCUGAACUGUAAGAACUUACUGAAAACAAUCAAAAUAUAUUAAAUGAGAAAAAUUAAAUUAAAUUCAUAAAAAAAAAAACUCGUCAUGACUAAGGUAAACUCAAAUCGUAAUGAUGGUAGGGUUAGUCAUUGUGGCAUGUGAUUAUAACCUUUCUACGUGGUAUCAUCCACAAUGACGAAAGUAUAGUAUGAAUCACGGAUCUUUUGCUCCCAAAUUGGUACUUUUAUAAUUUCCAUAGAGAAAGUGUUAAGAGUUAGUAAAAAAAGAAGUGGAAAUAUCACAUUGGGCGUUCUGGAGUUGAUUUAUUGACUGUUUAAUUAAUUUUGAAUAAUUAAUUAUUUGACUUUGGUGAAACGAAGCAAUCAUUCAGAAGGGAACUGUAAAAAUUUCACAAUAAAAGUGUGAUGGUUUUCAGACUUGUUUUCAACGUCCAUCUCUUCUUCUUGUUAUCCUUCUCAAACUUACAAGCACAUAAAUCUGUAUAGAUUGCUACUUCCAAAUUUUGGUUGGAAGGAUUCCUGAAAAUGAUUUGGUCGAUCCCUACCAACAAAUUCGGGGAACACUUAAAAAAAAGAGCGCACGCCUUCGAUCAUAUUCUUUUCCUACCCAAUUUCCUGACAAAAGGAAAAGCAGGGAAACAGCCAAACCUAAUGGCGACCAAAUAAGGAUUAACAGAAAGCAGUUUGGUUGGGUAACCCAAUCUUAAAGAAGUUGGUUUGGACAGAUUGCUUUGUUUGCCUGCCUGCCUGCCUUGUUGCGGGUGGUUGCUAAUCACCCACUCCACAACCAAACAAACCACGUUUAUCAUUAAUUAAUAAUAAUAUCAUGUUCUAAGCAUGAAGCUUAAUUGGUGCAAGCGUCAAUCAACAGUACGAGCUGCGUGGUUUGUUUGUUUGUUUGUUUUCUUCGAGAGAGAUGUUUGGUUGUUAGUUGUUAAUCUUGUUUUUGGGUUCCAAAGCAGAGCUUAGAAGAGGAAGAUGGGAAGGUGUUUAAGAAUGCUUAAAACACUGGACAAUAAACUCCAUAGUGGACUUGUCUUUUACGAAACAAAAAUUAAUUAACAGGUAAAAUGGACGUAUAUUUUCAGUGUUAAAUUUAAAUGUUGAAUUUUAUUUUAAAUAAAAAAUUCUAACAUGUUUUCAUGGUUGACAAAUAUUCGUAUAAUCCAUUAUUUAUUGACCAUCACUAGUAAAACACGUUUUAUUCUUUUCCAAAAACUAUUUAGUAAAUUCAUAAGACAACA
Molecule: messenger RNA, 2737 nt
Organism: Linum trigynum
Lineage: Eukaryota; Viridiplantae; Streptophyta; Magnoliopsida; Malpighiales; Linaceae
Source: the annotation of a GenBank genome assembly